Messenger RNA from Nerophis lumbriciformis (worm pipefish), 1224 nucleotides. NCBI's taxonomy places the organism in Eukaryota, Metazoa, Chordata, Actinopteri, Syngnathiformes, Syngnathidae. The record is from RefSeq and is a predicted model, not a curated record.
AUGACGCGGGAUUUUGACGAACUGGUCAACAUCGCUGCUAGCGAGGGUGGCAAGCCGCACGCUGACAGCGUCGUCGAGGUCAGGCGGGCGAUUGAAAGUGUGCGCCUGGCGGCAGCUGAGGCCAGUCACGACGAGGGGGACGUGAUACCGCUCAAUAACAGUCCAAUGACGGCGGGUCGACUGGCUUUUACCCAACUUGAGCCGAUCGGUCCGGUUGUUGCUGUUAGCGCGUUUAAUCAUCCGCUGAACUUGAUUGCGCACCAAGUCGCACCCGCGAUCGCGGCCGGCUGCCCGAUAAUAGUGAAGCCUGCCGAAGAUACGCCGUUGUCUUGUUUCGCCCUGAUUGAGCGGUUGGUGGAGGCUGGCUUACCGCCGCAAUGGGCUAUUCCCAUGGUGACCGAUACGCUUGAUACGGCAACCGCGCUAGUGACCGAUCCACGGGUAUCUUUUUUCAGCUUCAUCGGUAGCAGUCGGGUGGGUUGGAUGCUUCGCAGUAAGCUGGCCGCUGGUACUCGAUGCGCGCUGGAGCACGGUGGCGCGGCACCGGUGAUUAUUUGUGAGGACGCUGAUUUUGAUGCGGCCUUGCCAAGCUUGUUGAAGGGUGGUUUUUACCAUGCUGGCCAAGUUUGCGUUUCGGUGCAGCGAGUAUUUGCGCCGACCGCACAGGCCGAUGCUUUGGCUCAGGCGCUAGCGGACGGAGCAAACGCACUGAUGGUUGGCGAUCCACUUGCUGCGAGGACUGACGUUGGUCCCUUGAUUCGGCAAGCUGAGGUUGACCGGGUCGACCAGUGGGUAUCUGAGGCGGUAGCCGCCGGCGCUAUCUUGCUCACCGGCGGCAAGACACUCGAUCACCAGAGCUAUGCACCGACCGUGUUGCUCAAUCCUCGCACUGACAGCGCAGUAAGUACUCAAGAGAUUUUUGGUCCGGUUGUUUGCGUGUACUCGUACGACAAGCUCGAUGAGGCCAUUGAGUUGGCCAAUGACUUACCGUUCUCUUUUCAGGCCAGCGUGUUUACCGGUCAGAUUGACCAGGCGUUGGCGGUCAGUCGACAACUUCGAGGCUCGGCGGUGAUGGUCAACGACCAUAGUGCCUUCCGCCACGAUGCGAUGCCAUUCGCUGGUCUGGAUGCUUCGGGAUAUGGUGUCGGUGGUAUCGGUUACACCCUACACGAUAUGCAAAUCCGCAAGAUGACAGUGAUCAAAUCACCAUCGCUGGCGCAAUAG